UCUACCUGCAGCCGGUGGGCGCCGCCAAUUGUUCACCAACUUUUUCAUCAGCGCGUCAGCUCAGAGCGCGGAGAGAGCGCUCCGCAUCUGACUGCGCAUAUCUUCAUCUGCGCCUCUUUACUCCUCCUGCCCGCAUAACAGUUUAAACUGUGACAGAACCCACGAAAGAGAAGCGAGAUUCUGCAGCUUGGAGUUGGAUAUUUUCCUGGCGCAGUAAGUCUUGAGAGUGCUCCUCUUUAGACCACCUUGAAACCAUGUAAGCGCGCGGCGACAGACACGGCACAGCGAUAAUGAAGAGGUUAACCACACAUUUGAGAGCGGACAUCACUUCUCUCGCCACUUGACCGACUUUGUUGCGCAUUAAGAUGCGCCCGGCUGAAGAGGAGGUGGACUUUUGCGCACUCCUUGGCGGACACUUUCCAGAGAGCGUUGACUGAUCCGCGCCGUCAGAGAGAGAGAGAGAAAAAAAACAAUUGGACCUCCUAUGAUUUUAAGAAACAAUCCCACUCGGUGUUGGCUGAGGUCGUUACAUUGAAGUUUGUUAAAGGGGGAGAGAAAAAAAAUCUCCGUGUGGAAUUGCAGCGAUCAACAUGACGGCUCGUCUCUCGCGGAUCCAGCUGGCCCUGUUCUUUAUUUUGCUCUGUCCGGUCAACAUCAUCGGACUGUGGUGGGCAGUGGGAAGCCCCUUGGUCAUGGACCCCAACAGCAUAUGCAGGAAGGCGAAGCGCCUGGCAGGGAAGCAGGCUGAGUUGUGCCAGACUCAACCAGAAAUUGUCAGCGAGGUGGCUAAAGGAGCGAGGCUGGGUGUCAGAGAGUGCCAGUACCAGUUCAGGUACCGCAAGUGGAAUUGCACAAGCCACAACAAAUACUUUGGCAAAGUACUACAGCAAGAUAUCCGGGAGACAGCAUUCGUCUAUGCCAUCACAGCAGCAGGGGUGACACACGCUGUGACCCAAGCCUGCAGCAUGGGAGAACUUCUUCAAUGUGGAUGUGAAGCGACCAGAAACAAGGCUCCUCCAAGGCCGCCUUCAUCUUCCUCAUCUGGGGACGGGGUUAAAUGGGAGUGGGGCGGUUGUGGCGAUGAUGUAGAGUUUGGUUAUGAAAUGUCCAAAAAGUUUAUGGAUGCCAAGAGGAGGAGAGGGAAAAGUGAUAUCAGGACACUCAUUAACCUUCACAACAACGAGGCUGGGAGGCUGGCCGUGAAACUCCACAUGCGGACUGAAUGCAAGUGCCACGGACUAUCAGGCUCAUGCACCUUGCGAACGUGCUGGAAAAAGAUGCCUCAUUUCCGUGAAGUGGGCGACCGCCUGCUGGAGCGCUUCAACGGUGCUUCCAAGGUGAUGGGCGGCAACGAUGGGAAGACCCUGAUACCCGUCGGCCAGAACAUAAAGCCGCCGGACAAGCAGGACCUGAUAUACUCUGACGAGUCUCCAGACUUUUGCCUUGCGAAUCGGAAAACGGGCUCGCUGGGAACAAGGGGGCGCAUGUGCAACAGCACAGCCAUGGACAUCAGCGGCUGUGACUUGCUGUGCUGCGAGCGAGGCUACAGGGAGGAGACGGUGGUGUUUGAGGAGAACUGCCUGUGCCGCUUCCAUUGGUGUUGCGUUGUCCAGUGUAAAAAGUGCAUGGUGCGGAAAGAACUUAGUCUGUGUCACUGAUGAACUGAGGUAAAGAGUAUUCAUAUACUUUAAUUAUAACCACUUCUGUUACUUUUUAGGUUAUUGCUUUUGUACUGUUGAUGUGAAAGAAGGAAAGGAUGUAGACUUCCAUGGUUAUUCAUUUUAUAUAUAAAUAUUUUUUUUACAGUCAAAUAACACAUGCAACACCUUUGAUUUGACAUUUAAAAUAUUGUUGGAGUUCUAUGAGUUUUGAACAAAUUGAAAACUUUCCAAACCACCUUGUUUUUUUUUUUUUUUUUUUUUUUUGUCUGCGGACCAAAGAAUGUUCUCUUCCACUAAAUAAAAGGUAGAAUUUGUGGAGGGUCUAUUAUUGACAAGCUGGGCAAGUUUAAUAACUGGUUCACAUGGUGGGAUUUUCAAAUCUCAGAGACUCCUCUUAGGUAAUAACAGGUUUGGACCUACAUUAUGUGGCAUACCACAACAUGGCAAACAUACCACACAGACUACACUCACAAACAUUCAGAUGUCAGAUGGAAAAACCCACAAAACGUGAAACAUGGCUGACUGGGAAGAACCAAUGGCAGUAGUUUAUGGAUUACAUUUAGCAGAAAAACAAAAAAACAAUAAAACAGAAUAUCUCCAACCUCUGCCUGACUUUCUGGUGUACUGUGGCAGUUUUGUUUUCUGUAUUCUGAAUUUUCCUACAUGUUUCUGUCAUCUUGUGUUCUGAUUGGCUACAUGUCACAUUCAACAGGCUGCUUAUCGACAGGGGACACCCUACAUCACAAGUUAGAAUAUUGGGCCAACACAAUCCAACAUGUUGAAUAUCCCCGAUUUGAGGUCAAUCCAGUCCUGAUGUGUGUAGACCAAAUAGUUUAGAUCACUCUUAACAGACCACACACAAUGCAGAAAUAUCUCAUAAUAUUAUCUUCAGAGCCACCACAAUAUCCAGAGUUUUUAAGAUUGUCAAAAGGUGAAAGAUCAGGGCAAACAUUUUUAUCAAUAUCUUGCCGUGUGAACCAGGCUCAAGUCUCCUCCCUCCAUAACAUUUAUAACAGAGCUCAGUGUAGCUGUUAAACCAAAGAGGUGUCCGGAUCAGUAAGAUGAUUUCUCUGAGGUAUUCAAUACAAAUAGGCAAAGAGCCACACCAGUUAUGAUAUAAACCUGCAAGGUUGUAGAGAGUCUGUUUUAUUUAUUUAAAUUUCUUCAUGGACAUUGUGGUCUACUUUCAAUAUGCUGUAGGGUAAUAAAAACAUAAAGCAUUAUGGAUAUUAAUGUCGACAUUCAAUUUCUUUGUUAUGUAUUGAUGGAAUUACUGGUAUGUAGCAUUGUAGUAAUUUUUUGUUUUCUAUAAAUCAUAAGUAACAAGAAAAACUCACAUUUGACAGUUGAAAACUACAUUUGUCAGAUAUUUAAAUGUUUGAAUUAUGUAUUUUUCUCUUUAAAUAUUUGCAGUGCAAAGGUAUUCAUGCCCCUUGAAUAUACUUUUAUACUUUUGAUCAUUUAAAAAACUCUGACUUGGCAGAGAUUUUAUGUGCUAGACCAACACAUUUUAGCGCAUAUUUGGAAAAAAGGUAGCAAAGUUAUGCAUUUUCAAUGUUUUUUACAAAUACAAUGCUAUUUGUGUGAUGUGUAUUUCUUUACUCUGAUACAUAUAAAUAAAGUUUAUUAUCUAUAGAGGUCCCCUAUUAAAUAGUCUCCUCGCAUUUUAUCUUAGCAUAAAUACAGCUUAAGGUGAAGACCUUUUAGGUUUGUCAGAGAAAAGUCCAUUGAUUGUUCAGUCUACAAAUCUGGCUUAUUUGUGUGUUCGGAUGGCCUAAUCAAAGGCCAUACCUAAAUGUAAUUCAGAAUCUCUGGCAAAAUGUUGCUCUUAACAGUUUCUAAUCCGACUGACUAAUAUUACAAAAAAUAAGCAAAAAUCUCUGACCUCAAAACCAAGAUGAUUUAAUCUGUAAAUAUAGUGAUAAAUGGUUCUAAAAUGCAUUUAUUCAGAUUCAAAUUUCAAUAUGUUUUCCAUUCUUUUUCAACUCUUCCAUUUUAAGUGUCUUUGUGUUGGUCUGUUGCAUAAAAUCUCCCAAAACGCAUUGUGGACUCUGUGGCUGAAACACAACAAAAUGUGAAAAAAUUCACGAAACAUAAGAAAGGGACAAUUUUAUUUUACCUACAGCAAGAGUUUCUUCAAAAGACAAUAGAAAGACCAAUCGAUUCCCAUCUAUACAUGUAAAAACAUUCUUAAAAACAUUUACAGGUGUGUCCAUGUGGCAGGAACGUGGUUGGCGUUAAUCAAAUGGGCUAACCAAGACUGACUUUCAACGUCUUUUAUUUUUAAGGCUUUAUGGACUAGAAAAGUAAAGUUUUUGACAUAUUUCACCUGCAAGGACUGAUCAACUUUAAGCAGACCAAACAAAUGUUAAGUAGUGUAUUAUUCAGGAUCACAACAGAAAUUUGUACAAGUCUCCUGCACAUUUUGGCUGUAAAGCAAAUGAAAAACUUCUCACCUAUAACUCAUUUACAUUUACAAAAACAUGUAAAAUUGGUUGUUUCCUCAGAAGUAAAAGCGGAGCCCUUUUUUCUUUAUGUUGUGCCAUCAAGAAAUCAUUUCUGUUGGUUAUUUUUCAUUUGAUUUGUCAUACAGAGCUAUUAAAAUAAUGCACUUUGGUUGUUAGCUGUUUUUUUGAGACUGUGCAUAAUGUAUGUGUGUCUGUAUGCUUGUGUUUGAAAAUUUGUACUGAAAAACAUACCCACGACUAUGAAAGUUGGCCAGUUAUGAGCAUAAUCUUCUGUGUAGAUAAAAAGUGUGCCAGUCAAUGAAAACACACCUCCCAUACGUAACAGGACACUUUUAAUCGCUGAUUGUUUCAUUAGAAGAGUGCUUCUCAUAAAACUAUUAUGUCAUGUUAUUUAGACUUUCAUGGUCUGUUACGUACACAAUAUAAUGUAUAAUGAACCCAUUGUUUCAGCUUGUUCUAUAAAGGGUUUUUAAAGUUGGUGUGGAUGUUUUAUAUUAUUUUGCCAUUAGUCAGUUACCUCUGUGUUUUCUCCUCAUUGGUUGUGUAUGAUGACUCAUAUUUGAAUGAUGGCUUGAAGUUAUAUUGUUAGAAUCGCACAGAACCAUUUUGGAGGGCCAAAAAUGAUCAGCUUUGUUACAAACGAUUGAU
Molecule: messenger RNA, 4777 nt
Organism: Poeciliopsis prolifica (blackstripe livebearer)
Lineage: Eukaryota; Metazoa; Chordata; Actinopteri; Cyprinodontiformes; Poeciliidae
Gene: wnt6b
Product: wingless-type MMTV integration site family, member 6b
Exons: 4
Coding region: 591-1658 (355 amino acids)
Biological process (GO): neuron differentiation; multicellular organism development; cell fate commitment
Cellular component (GO): extracellular region
Molecular function (GO): frizzled binding; cytokine activity
Source: RefSeq, a predicted model, not a curated record